AUGGAUCAGGAUCCCGAUUCACAGCCCCGGGAAACGGCUACCUGGAAGCAUCUCUUCGCUUUUACGGAGUGGAAGCACUUGUCAAUCCUGGUUCUUGCCGUCGUAGCUGCCUGCAUUUGCGCUGCAGUGAAGAUAGGGUACGCGCUCAUCCUCGGUCAAAUUUUCCAGGUCAUCGCAGACUACGGCAGUGGCAUCUUGGACGACGCCGACGCUUUAUCCCAGACGUCAAGAUGGUGCGUUAUUCUCUGCUGCGUCGGAUUAGGAGCACUGGGUGCCAACGCCUCACUCAUGUCGUCUUGGAUCCUCUUUGGCGAGUUCCAGGCUAGACAGGCUAGACAGAACAUAUUUCAGGAUCUUCUGCAUCAGAGAAUGUCAUGGUAUGAUUGCCAGGCCGAUGGAACGCCUAGUAUUCUUGUUCGGGUCGAAUCACAAAUCCGCGAUCUACAGAUGGCAACGUCUCAAGUCUUCGGUUUCUUGCUUACAGACAUCUUCUCAUCCAUUGCCUGCAUCACUGUGGCUUUCGCAUUUUCUGCGAAGCUGACUCUUUUCUUGAUUAUGACGGCGCCCAUGUCUGCAGCCGUCAUGUAUGUGGUAAACCGCAAGCUGGGUCCCGCGAUCGAAAAGCAACGGCAGCAUCUCGAUGACGCUUCUAAGCAAGUCAACGCCUCAGUCAGCGGUAUCGACCUGGUCAAGAUUUAUAACGGCUUCAACCAAGAGGUGUGGCAGUAUCACAACACCAUCAAAGCCUCGAAGGAGCAGCACAUGAUUCAGGCUCAUUGCAAUGCCAUUCAAAUUUCCUAUAUGCAAUGUUGGAUCUCUUGUCUCUUCGUGGGCGGCUUUUGGGUCGGUCUUUGGCUGGUGACGCUCGGCGCCAACGCAGGACAGAUUCUUACGACUUUCUACGCGACUUUGACGGCUUUUCAAGGAAUAGCGAAUGUCAUCCCUCAAUGGCUCAUCCUCGUCAAGGGUAUGUCCGCCGGCCAGCAUCUCAAGCAGACGACAGGAAUCUCUCCCGAUAGACGACCGCAGAGAGCGAGUCAGGCCUUGGUCACCCCGGAGACCUGUCAUGGAGAUAUCAAAGUCAAGGAGGUGACCUUUGCAUACUCGUCGAACCCUCAACACAUAAUAUUCAGCAGAGUUUCGCUUCACUUUCCCGCUGGACAGACAUGCUUCGUUGUCGGCAAGAGUGGCUCCGGAAAAAGCACUCUCGGCAGCCUCUUGGUCAACUUCUACGACACCUGGUACGGAGAUAUACUUGUCGACGGCCGUAACAUUGGCACACUGGAUAAAGAAUGGCUCCGCAGGAAUGUCACCCUGGUCCAGCAGUCUAGUGUCAUCUUUCAAGGCACCCUUCGCGACAAUGUUACCCUCGGUCACCCUGCACCCAACUUCGUCUCCAUGGAAGAAGUUAAGCAAGCCUGUGACAUGGCACUUCUGCAGUCUACGAUAGCAACCUUGGACCAAGGUCUAGACACGUUGAUCGACUCCGUCGGCAGCGGUCUUAGCGGUGGCCAGAAGCAGCGUCUUGCCAUUGCGCGAGCCAGGGUCAGAGAUCCUCCGGUUCUGAUUCUUGACGAGGCCACUAGUGGACUAGAUCAAUCCACCAAGCAACUCGUCAUGGAGGCGGUUCGCUGCUGGCGAAAAGACAAGACGACAAUCAUCAUCACCCACGACUUGUCUCAGAUUGCGGACAACGACUUCGUCUACGUCUUGGAAAACAGAGAGGUUAUCCAGCAAGGCACUCGGAAGACAUUGUCAAGAGCCCGAGAUGGCCUAUUUGCACGAAUGGAUUCAGGACCAAACGAAACUUGCAUGGAGAUGAGUCCAGAGCAAGCCGAUAUGUCGAUGGGUGAAGUCAACGAUGAAAUGACAGAGUCCCAGAUUCAGCACAUCCCCAUUGGAAUCGAAGGGUUGCACUCUUUCAGAGACUCUCGCCAGGCUCGCGCUACCAAGAGAUCUACUUGGUGCAACUCCAUGGAGCUCACCUCCGCCUACACAAGCAAAUGGGGUAUGAAUGCAGCACGUCCAAACUCGUUGACUGGGUUCAGUAGGGCUCUACCUCUUUCGGAGAGCGCUGAUAUUUCGACCGAGUGGGAGAGUAUCAGAGGUUCUUUCUACGACCAGGCCCCCUCCCAUCACGAUUCUGUCCAAGCCCCGAACCGGUCAAGCAUAGCCGCCUUUCAGAUCGCAGGUGACGCCACACGGAACUCUCGCGCAAACUCAACUCGAGUACAUCGCCAGCCAAGUGCAACCCAGUUCGUCACCUCUGACGAUGCCGAAAGUCAUGGCACCCAAGACCUUGGCCAGGAGACAAACAUGGAGGUAGCCAAGCCUUCAUGCACCAAUGUCGUGCCCCUCAGUUCUGUCCUUCGCAGUGUUUGGCCAAACUUGUCAGACAAAGACAGGUCCAAACUUAUUGUUGGUCUCUUUUCCUGCGUCAUCGCCGCUGGAUGCAAUCCUGCUUUUUCCUACUGCUUCGCUCGACUCCUCGCCACUUUCUGGGAGGAUGGGAAUAGACUGGCUGCCAGCAAAGAGUGGGUCAUCUACAUGAUCAUCAUUGCAGUCAUCAGUGGUGCUUCGAUGUACCUUGAGCGAUAUGCCAUGGAGGCUGUUGGUCAAGCCUGGAUCUGCUCUCUUCGCCUCGAGGGACUGAAACGCAUCCUUCAGCAGCCAAAGGCAUGGUUCGACGGAGACACGAACUCCGCGCGGCGCAUCAGCGAGUCUCUAGACCGCGAUGCAGAGGAGAUGAGAAACUUGGUUUCUCGCUUUGCACCAAUUGUUCUGAUGGUGACUGUCAUGGUCGCGGUGUCGACACUCUGGGCUCUAACAAUCUCUUGGAAGCUGACGCUUGUAGCCAUCGCCACGACACCAAUCAUCCUGGCAACCGUCAAGAUCCUUGCUUUCACCAGCGCCAAUUGGGAUUUGACUUGCGAUGAAGCUGCGAGCAAAACGGCAUCUUUCGUGAGAGAUGUCCUCGUCAAUAUCCGCUUCACCCGAGCAUUUACAUUAGAGAAGCACUUCAGUCAGCGGCACGCCAAGUAUAUCAGGACGAUUUACGACUUCGGAAGUGAAAGAGGUUGGAGAAUAGGCGCGCUGUUUGGUCUCAACCAGUCCAUGAACUACUUCGUCAUUGCCCUCGUCUUUUACUAUGGCAUCUACCUCUCGGCUGAUCAGACCGAACUGUCGCCUGCCAGCCUUCAGCAAGUCGUCAAUCUACUCCUUUUCUGUGUCGGCCAGGCAGGCUCGAUGGUCAACUGUAUUCCGCAACUCUCAGUCUCGCAAGCCGCCGCAUCACGCAUGAUCCGUCUUGCUACCUUGCCAUCCGAGAAAUCCGAGACAGACGAUCGCCGAGUUCUCAGCACCCUGUUUCCAAUCAAUAUGCGCAACCUCGAGUUCUCAUACCCAUCGCGCCCCGAGCACCAAGUUUUGCACAAUAUUUCUCUGCAACUUGACCAAGGAACUUACGCGGCAAUAGUCGGUCCUUCAGGAUGCGGCAAGAGCACCAUUCUUUCUCUGCUCCUGGGAAUUUAUCAGCCAUCUCGAUCGAACUCUGCCGGCCAAACCCAGAUGGCUCAUUUGACCUACGCAGGAGUCGAGUUCAACCGAAUCAGCAAAUCUCAACUUUGCUCUCUCGUCUCUUACGUGCCGCAGACGCCGUUCCUCUUCCCAACCUCGGUCUCGGAGAACAUCGUCUAUGGCCUUGCAGAUGCAUCAGACCUGCGCCAUCCCAACAACUUGCAAAGAGCUGCCCAGGCCGCGGGCAUCCACGACUUCAUCAUCUCACUCCCUCAAGGUUACAAUACGAUGAUCGGCGAUGGUGGACAAGACUUAUCUGGAGGUCAGGCCCAACGCAUCUGUAUUGCAAGAGCCAUCGUCAGAAGACCACGUCUAUUGAUCAUGGACGAGCCCACUAGCGCACUGGAUGGACAAACUGCGGAUUUCAUCAGGCAGACUAUCGGAAGAGUGUUGAAGGAUCAGGUAAACAGCGGUACGAGUGUCAUCGUUGUCACACACAACAGAGAAAUGAUGCGCAUGGCUGAUCGCAUCAUUGUUAUGGAAGAGGGUCAAGUGGUCGAGGAGGGCGGAUUCGAUGAGCUGCAGCUCAGGGGUAGUGUGUUUCCCAGACUCAUUGAGGAAGACCUCUAG
Colletotrichum chrysophilum is the source of this 4146-nucleotide messenger RNA. RefSeq lists its product as uncharacterized. Gene Ontology annotation, cellular component: membrane. Gene Ontology annotation, molecular function: ABC-type transporter activity; ATP binding; ATP hydrolysis activity. Gene Ontology annotation, biological process: transmembrane transport. NCBI's taxonomy places the organism in Eukaryota, Fungi, Ascomycota, Sordariomycetes, Glomerellales, Glomerellaceae. The transcript has 3 exons. The record is from RefSeq and is a predicted model, not a curated record. The coding region runs from base 1 to 4146 and encodes 1381 amino acids.